CCUUCCUCUCCCUUGCUACUAGCAACAAUCCGCGUCUGUUGUUCUUGAUUUGCGACUCGCGUCUGCUAACAUGUCAUGGCGCUCUUUUCAAAACGUCUGACCUGUUUUUACUGCGGUCGGCGCGCUACGCAGCCUGUCCGUGGGCGGGUGCGCAAAUUCCACUGCGAACACUGUGAGGCCGAUAACUAUUUGGACCAGAAUGGAGAUAUCACAGAUCCGCCAGCCGAGGACACGAACCGUUUCAAUCAAGGACCCGACGCCUCGAGCCCUGCCCUCGACUCGACAGACUUCGGGGGAUCCCAUUCAUUUUGUUCAAAAUGCAUUCGAAACCAGCAUUUGUUCAGAUCAUCAAUUGCUGCAUACUUUCCGCCAUCAGAUGACCCGACGGACGAAGAAUAUGAGCGUGGGUAUGCCCAGUUCAAGAAAGGCCUCGAGGAAACAUACCCGCAAGUUUGCGAUGCUUGCGGGCCCCGAGUGCUGGAGGAAAUUCGCAAGAAGGGCUACGAGGCCAAGGCAGAUCAUCUUCGUCGCAUGAUGGAGCGCAGCAGAGCCAGCAAGACUUUACGGCAGGCUAGAGAUCGCAGCUGGCAGAGCUUGCUUGUUUACGCCGGCGCGUUCGGAUACUGGACCAGUGUUGGUGGCCAAAUUGCAUGGGACGUGACGAGCGUUCUGACUAGCCGUGGUCUCUCUUUUGAUCCAGAUAUGUUUUCGGAUACUCCAGUAUCAUUGCUUUCCUGUGUGAGUCAGACAGCACGGACGGGCCGUCUUCUCAGUGAAUGCUCGUUCGACUUGGCUUCUACUGCAGGAUUUGCCCUCAUCGCGGGGCUUUUAUCUAUUUGGUGGAAUCCAAAAUUGCGCAUGAAGGUCGAGGGACGAAUUGGUAGAUUUGCCGGGUUUGCGGAAUACUACCAGGCACAACUGAUCACCCUCGUGACUCGUUGCGUGUUCUGGGAACUGCUCAAGGACCCAUCUGCAAGCGCUCUCGGGCCCAAGCUUCCCCCAGCGUUGCAUAUCUUUAUGAUCGCUUUCACGCUGUUGUCGGUUGUGAUUUCACGUCGCGUGGUCGAUUACAAUACCCAACCAUUGGUAGAUUGGUCUGAUAACUCUUGGGAGAAACCGCUGCGAAGCGGCGGAACAUCCCCGGUUACGGGACCUAGUGCUUCGAGAGAUAAUCUCACACCGAGGCCUGCGACUGGCCCGCUCGAUCAGCGAUUUCCGAUGGAGAAGCUGGCUCCUCUUUUGUCCUCGGCAAGUAAGCCGCCGGCUUUCCCUACUCCGCCCCGAGAAGUCGAUGAAAUGGAGUGGACCCCAUCAGCGCCUCAACCUGUUCUCCAGCCGAGAGCCAGCGUCUCUCAGCGAGAUAAGCCUUCUGUCUUCGAUGGCCCUUCUCCUUUCACUGGCACCCUGCCACCUGCUCCCAAGCCCCCGGCAUGGAAUCUCCGCAAUCGGUCAUCGACAAAACCUAUUGAGCAAGUUGUUCAACCAAACCCAUUCCAUCGAGAUUUAUACAAUCCCCCAAAUCAGUGGCAGCUGAAAGCCGCGAGCCCGGAACCAGUUUUCAGGCCCCCAUCAUUCUUCCCGACGAGCGAUCUCAAUACCUCCACUGGAUUGGAAACAUUGUUUGAGCGUGCCUUCGACAUUGACCCCGAAGGUCCGAAGAGGGACUGGAAGCAACCACCGCCCAAUCAGAAAUCCUACUCUCCUCCUUCAAGACAUCUUGUAUUCCAAUACCUUCGACUGGCUCUAUUGUUGGGGUCUUUGUCCGCUUGGACAUUCUCUCGGAAUCACCAGCUCUCAAUUCCCGGAAACUACAUCGAAGCUUGUGCUUUGGGUAGUGCCAGUCUCAUCGCAGGCUUUGCUCUUCUAGAAGCAGUGAAACGGCCUCUGGUACAUUGGAAUGGCAUGGAGAUCUUGGUCUACAUCACUGAGCUUGCAGCGGCUGUUCACCUUGGCGCUCAUCUGCCUCAAGGAUCUUAUGAGCGUGAAUACUUUGACCGAUAUGGCAAAUUGCUCAUUGUUUUCAUGGCUGUUCAGGAGGGUCUGGGGUUACUAGCUUCCUACAAAGGGGCAGCACCUGUCGCGGGUUCUGAACAGCACCAGGAGCACGUCCCAAUGUCUCCGCAGCCUACUUCACCGCAACCGUCAUCCCCACAGCCGUUGUCACCAAUUCAACAAGCUCUUCCUUGGUCCCCUACCCAUUCCACAUUCAGCAGCCCACCUCCAGCACCAUCGGUCACUUCCCACUCCGAAGCCCCUUCUCUUUCCUUUUCAACCACCACCGGCAGCUCCAGUUUCUCUUCGGGGUUAUCGACAGCCUUGCCACCUGCUCAGAAUUACCAAAUUGCCUCUUCUCAGAGCCACAAUCGCUUCCCAACACCGCGGAAGAACCCUCAUAGCUUCACUAUUAGUGAUCUCCGGGCGAGUGACCCCCCCUCAGAUUACGAGCAAGACUCCGAUACUGAAACCGUGGCUACCACCACUACAACCAUGACCGAUGUCACCAACCGAAAUAUUCGGUACGGUCGGUAUCCUAACUCGGAGUUUGGCUCUGCCUUUUCUCCGCGAAGGAACGAGCUUGGUCCAGGUAUCGGCGGUCUGAGUCUGGAAGAUCGCCCUGCUUCCCGGCGUGUUACUCGCAGUCAAACACAGCAAGGGCUAACAGGGCAGAGAUUCCCAGCCCGGGCUGUUAGAUGA
Messenger RNA from Penicillium subrubescens, 2694 nucleotides. RefSeq lists its product as uncharacterized. Gene Ontology annotation, biological process: nuclear inner membrane organization. Gene Ontology annotation, cellular component: microtubule organizing center attachment site; chromosome, centromeric core domain; mitotic spindle pole body. The record is from RefSeq and is a predicted model, not a curated record. NCBI's taxonomy places the organism in Eukaryota, Fungi, Ascomycota, Eurotiomycetes, Eurotiales, Aspergillaceae. The transcript has 2 exons. Bases 76 to 2694 code for a protein of 872 amino acids.